UUAACAUCCCGGCCCGAUAUCGAUCGCAAUACACAGCGCUGAAUACUGUGCGCUCUAUUGUUUUGUCUGAAUCUGACUUCGAAUCUGACUGAAAUACUCACUUAUCGGUAUUUGAAGCAUCAUGUACUGCACUUGUAAGAGGACGAUCAGCCCUGCUGCAAAAUUCUAUUUAUGAAUUGUUGAAAAUAUGUCUUGACAACCUGACCCUGUAGCAGCUUGCUGAUAUCCGGUUUGCAGUCCUGUCAAGCUACCACGAUGGUUCGGCUUGGGUCGUCCAAGAAGACCAUCGCUGCUCUGCUCUGCAUCUCCACUGUGUGUGUGAUCCUCAUCCUCAACUCCCAGCUGAACGCCUCGCCCCGCCGGCGUGCUCGCUACGAGACCCGCCACACCCUUAGCGUUCCCCUCACCCUCAACCUCUCCAAGAAUGUCACCAUCCUGCGGCUCCCGGACGCCAACAACCGCAUCCACCGGUAUAAGCUGGAGCGCAUCGAUGAAGCAGAGGAAGACGAGGAUUAUUGGGGAGAUGAGGAGGAAGAGGAGAAAGAGAAGAAGAUGAUGAAUGCGAGAGAAAGUGGGGAGGAGAAGGAACCAUUCAUGAUGGCAGCAGAUGAGGAAGAAGAGGAUUUUGGAGAUAGAUUGAAUGCAGGGCAAAUGUCCAACCAGACAGUGGAAAGACAACCUCAGCCCCAUAUAGAACCCCCAACUAAAUCUAUUGGUAUGCAAUUAAGGCAACAAGUAAUUCAAGCUCGAAAUAUUACUAAAGAAAAGAAUUACCUGUUACAAGUAUCAGAUCCAAGAUAUUCUCGCAUGAUAGGGAAGGUUUUGUCUAAACUGCCUAACGAUGUCCGCAAAGACAUGACCUUGAAUAUAAGAAUGGUCGAAGCAAGAUCCAGGAUGGACUUCCUGAAGCUGCCAGCUAAUAAACAGUGGGAGGUUAUUCUCCAAGUUUUUGCUUCGAACGGUUACGAGCAGAGGUUUCCCGAUGUCAUUAACAUCGGUGUGAAGAAAAGUGGAACAAAUGCUCUUGGUUUCUUCUUUCCGCAGCACCCGCAAAUUGUUCAUUCCAUCGGCAACGAGGUCCACUACUUUGAUUGGAUGUAUGAAAAGGGCUUGGCCUAUUACAAAUCACGAAUGGGCUUUGCCAAGUCUACCCAACUAAUUUUCGAGAAAACGCCACGCUAUUUUGUGACUGCUUCAGCCCCGAAACGGAUCCUAGCAGAUCUGCCCACCAAACCAAAGUUUAUAUUGUGUGUAAGGGACCCAAUAUCCAGACUCAUUUCCGAUUUUAGGCAUGAAUCAGAACUGAAGCUUAGGAGAGAGUUCAAGAGCAACAGGUUAAAGUACGCCUCAAGGACUGGCCAGUUUGAAGGAGAGCGGUUGCGACAAGAGAUCAUUGGCAGAUUUGGCCAUGUCAAUGGAUCCAACGAGCUUGUGGAUACCAGUGUUUAUGUGAAACACUACAAAAACUGGCUCCAGUAUUUCCCUCCUGAGAGUAUCAUGGUCGUUGACCAGGACAAGAUGGAGAAGGACGUCUAUGCCCAGAUGAAACGGCUGGAAGAAUUCCUUGGCCUUAGGCCCUUCUUCAAGCCCUCUAUGUUUUACUUCGACACCGCCAAAAAUGGGAUCUGUAUGAGGGAAGGGCACCUCCCAAAUAGGAACUGUCCGGCCAAGAGCACCCCGAGUGUCCUACCUAAAGCUAUCAUUGAUCCACAGACGAUGGCCAAAUUAAAAGAAUUCUACCGUCCAUUUAAUCAAGAGUUCUCGCAGUUAACAGGGAUGUCCUUUUCUUGGGCGAUCUAGUCUGGAUUUCCAUGGAGACCUUCACUGUUUGAGUACAAAGCCUGAAAUAACUGGACCUGUGGUCUUCAGAAAAUGCUUGUUGUACCCAAACAGCCAAACUAGCUUGUACUGAACGGGUUAAGAUGUGAAUGGUUACAAAUUCUUUGGCACACUGGCUUGUGAUUUGUAUAUAUAGGAAUGCCAGAACAGGAUUUUCUCACCACCAUAGAAAUUAUUCUUAGAUGACUUGUAGUGUGAAAUGUCCUAAUCUUUAGUUCUAUAGGAUGUGCGAUUCAGUACUAUUAUAUUGUACCUAGCUGUAGAUUUAGCGUGAUGCCCUUCAUCAAUACACAUUUAAAUGCUAUAAAUAUAAACUUUUUUUGCAACCUAUUUACACGUUUUUGACCAUUGUAAUGUCAUUCUGAUAUGCCUUGUAGUAAUGCACUGUCUUGAAUCACAAACUUAAUUCAACCCAAUCUGACCAAUUGACCCAAAAAAGAAAAUAUAUCUUUAUUUUUUUUCCUAAAAUCUCUAUGCUGGAGGUAUGAGAAAGCUGCUACAUGUACAAUGUAUAUAAUUUGUACGAGUUCUACAUUUUGCACAGGACUCCACACUAACCUAUUUUUUUAGCAUAGGGUCUGGAUUCAAAAUGUGAAAGACUGUAUGCAUCUAUAAGCAAUAUAUGUAAAUAUCUUGAAAAUGUAGGGGUCUGGACUUAGACCCCGUUUACAGUGAGAAAAGGGCCAGGGCCGGGCCAGGCCUACUCGGCCCUGCAAAUUGGUGCAUUUACAGUGGCAGGCUCGGCCGCGGCCGAAAUUGUAACCUUUCAAUAUUUUGUCAGAGUGGCGUUCUGCAUG
Messenger RNA from Strongylocentrotus purpuratus (purple sea urchin), 2636 nucleotides. RefSeq names its product heparan sulfate glucosamine 3-O-sulfotransferase 1. The coding region runs from base 256 to 1800 and encodes 514 amino acids. NCBI's taxonomy places the organism in Eukaryota, Metazoa, Echinodermata, Echinoidea, Camarodonta, Strongylocentrotidae. The transcript has 2 exons. The record is from RefSeq and is a predicted model, not a curated record. Gene Ontology annotation, molecular function: [heparan sulfate]-glucosamine 3-sulfotransferase activity.